AUGUCCCCAGCCCCGCCGAUUUGGGAUGAUGCAGGCGACAACUCCAUGAAUGACGCCUCACCACCCAGGCAACCGAGAACGGAGCAUCUCGCAGAUUCUCCCUCUGAUAAUACCAAUACAGUAUCAGUACUACAGAAUGAUACUACAGAUACUAGUCCCGGAACAACGGCUCUAUUCAAUGGGAUAGCUCAGCAUGAACGCCCGCCCGAUCAAUAUUCUCCCUUCCCCAUUGCAUCUUCCCCGCAUUCUUCACUAACCAGCAACUUGCACACACACAUCUCCACGGCAUCACAUGGCAGUCAUUCCGGCACAAAAAGACAUUUCUCCGAAAUUGACACGCUUCCAACCGCUACAAACCCGCCCGCUCUCACUCCAUACGGAACCGUCCAGGAAUCCUGCUUAGUGAAAUAUUUCACCGAAGAACUCUCACCAUGGUUCGAUCAUUGCGAUGACUUUCGACAUUUCCAGCUGGUAGUUCCCCGCCGUGCAAAACAUUGUGCUACCCUCCGAAAUGCCAUCUGUGCAGUGGCAGCCCUUCAUCUCGGUCGUCUCCCAAAAUACAAGACUUCCCACGGCCUUGUUUACUGCGGACAAUCACUACCACAUGUAACCAAAUCAAGUGCCCUCGAAUACAUGCUGAAGUGCAUCCCCGAUCUUAUCCAGUUCCCUGAAAUACAAGAUCCUGAACACCAAGAGAACAUAAUGGCGGCUACUGUGAUACUCCGCCAAUAUGAAGAGAUGGAAGAGGAGCUAGACGAGAACUCUCUCGACGGCGAAUACUUCGUUGAAGGACGAGUGAACUUCUUGGCCAUUACACAAACGAUCAUAGAUUCCAUGGUUGCUUCUCCUAUGGAUCAGUCGCUGGCGACUGCAGCAUACUGGAUCACCGUCCGCCAAGAAACAUACUACGCUCUAACGAGAGAGACUGUUCCUCAUUUGAGAUUUGACGUUGAUUUCUGGCAAAGCGCUUCAGUGGCAAACAAUAUGAUUGUAUUUGCUAGUCAAGUGGCUAGGUGGCGCUGGGGCCAGAAGCAACCUGAGGAAUGGGCACAGCUCAAGCACACAGAGCAACAGCUUACCCAAGACUCAGUCGGCGUGUUUGACCCUAUUCUCGAUCUCGAGCCCGACCGGAAGAAAGGAGAAAUAUUUCCUACGAUAUGGUACAGCUUCGAUGUCCAAGUGACAGCCAUCCAACACUUCCGUUUAGCCCAAAUGAUUCUCACUGCCGAGAAUCCACAUCUAGACUUGCGCGGCAAAAGGAAGCACUACGAUGAUGAUGACGACAGUAGCACCGGCUCACCCGAAGCUUACCGUCUCGAUGACAAUGGAAACCCUAUCUUAGGCGAUACUGAUAUGGAUAUGAGGAUGCUUGUCGCAAAACCGCUUUGCGACGUGGAUUGUAAACACGGCCAGACCAAUCACAUCACCAAUGCCGGGCAAGCCCGUGCAGCCUACGUUCAGCAAGCUGGAAGGGAAACCCCGCCCGGUGAAGCUUGCUCUCGGUGUUCGAGUGACCUGGGAUUAUUUAAUUUCUGCAAGGUUCUGAUUGUGAAUGGGGAGGCUUUCUUCAAGGGAGCUUGUGGGGGAUGCGCAUUUUCCAGGCCCACCCAAUGUUCUACCCGGGACGCAGAAAAUGUUCGGGCGCCAUGGAUCCAACAAGAGAUCAGGAUCCAGAAUCUAAGUCUUUCGAGUGAUACUUCGUCGUUGCAGUCCCCACUGAUUGAACCCAAAAGUCCAAAACAGUGGAAGAAGAUGAAACUUGAUAAUCGUUCGAAGACCGGUAUUCCUUUCGAUGACAGAUGGUUUCAGUCCCCACUCGACGAUCCCGAGGUGUUCCGCCAAAAGAAGGACCCGAGAAUGGCCUUGAGAGCUUACAAUGCCCUUCCGACCAUUUCUGAUCGUGCCCGUAACGAUCACAAGAAGCUUGAAGCCUGGCUUAUUGAGAAUAAAAUCCUGAUACCCCGAGAACAGAUGGAAGAGGAAGAAUUCCGCAAUCCGUUUGAGGAGAGAUAA
Penicillium angulare is the source of this 2013-nucleotide messenger RNA. RefSeq lists its product as uncharacterized. Gene Ontology annotation, biological process: positive regulation of transcription by RNA polymerase II. The record is from RefSeq and is a predicted model, not a curated record. Gene Ontology annotation, molecular function: DNA-binding transcription factor activity; transcription cis-regulatory region binding. The coding region runs from base 1 to 2013 and encodes 670 amino acids. Gene Ontology annotation, cellular component: nucleus. NCBI's taxonomy places the organism in Eukaryota, Fungi, Ascomycota, Eurotiomycetes, Eurotiales, Aspergillaceae. The transcript has 7 exons.